AUGGAGAAAUCCAUUUGGUUGUUAUGGCUGUUUGUGUGUUGUGUGGUGGGCACAGAGGCGCUCCAGACGGAUUCUCGGUGGAUAGUGGACGACUGGGGGAAGCGCGUGAAGCUGUCGUGUGUGAAUUGGCCGUCCCAUCUGGAGGCGGGCGUGGCGGAGGGGCUGAGCAAGCGGCCGGUGGAUGCGAUUUCAAAGGGGAUCGCGGGUAUGGGCUUCAACUGCGUGAGGUUCACAUGGCCGCUCUUCUUGUUCACCAACGACACUUUGGCUGCCACCACCGUCAGGCGCUCUUUCACAAACCUCGGCCUUUUCGAGUCCAUCGCCGGUUUUCAGACCAACAAUCCCGCCAUUAUUGAUCUCUCCCUACUCGACGCUUACCAGGCUGUAGUGGCUAGUCUUGCAAAGAACAAUGUGCUGAUCAUACUUGACAACCAUAUAAGCAUCCUUGGUUGGUGUUGCAGCAGCUUUGAUGAGAAUGGGUUCUUUGGGGACAAGUAUUUUGACCCUGACCAGUGGUUAAAGGGCCUAACCAAGGUUGCCACCACUUUCAAUGACACCAAGAAUGUAGUCGGCAUGAGCUUGAGGAAUGAACUCCGAGGGCCUCGACAAAACGUAAACGAUUGGUACAAACACAUGACCCGAGGAGCAGAAGCAGUGCACGCAGCUAACCCUAACGUCAUCAUCAUCCUCUCGGGCCUACAAUUCGACUCGGAUCUCUCUUUCCUAGCCGCUAAACCAGUGAACUUAAGUUUUUCAAACAAGUUAGCAUUCGAGAUGCACUGGUAUGGUUUCUCAAAUGGACAAGUAUGGAAGUCGGGCAACUUGAAUCAAGUGUGUGGAGAGAAGAUGGCGGACAUAAAGAAGAAAGUGGGUUUCCUGUUGGACGAAGGGUACCCCUUGUUCAUGAGCGAGUUUGGUUUCGAUAUGAGGGGCACUAAUGUCAAUGACAAUAGGUUCUUGCACUGUCUUAUGGGAUGGGCAGCCGAGUUCGACAUAGACUGGGCAUUGUGGACUCUUCCGGGUAGUUAUUAUAUAAGGCAAGGAGUCGUUGGGCAUGAUGAAACUUAUGGAGUUUACAACUGGAAUUGGUGUGACAUCAGAAAUCAAACUAUGCUGAACAAGAUAUCAGCUCUCCAGUAUACAUUUACAGGACCGGGCUACGAAGAAGCACAUCCACACAAACUACUUUUCCAUCCUAUGACUGGCCUUUGCGUGCAGAUUAAAUUCUUUUACUUUUACCCACCCCAGAUGGUUUUAGGUCCUUGCCCCAAAGCUCAACAAUGGAAGUAUACUCCCCAACAAACAUUAACUGUAAUCGGAACGUAUUUCUGUCUACAAGCAGGGGGCUUAGGGAACCUCGCAACACUGGGCAUAUUCUGCAAUGAAAAUGAUUCUAAAUGGGAAGCUAUCUCAAACUCUAAGAUGCAUCUAUCUUCGAAACUCCAAGAUGGUACUACUCUAUGUUUGGAUAUAAACUCGGACAACAACAUCAUCACAAAUGACUGCAAAUGCUUGGCCACAGAAAGCAAGUGCAACCCAGCGAGCCAGUGGUUCAAAAUUAUUGACAGCACCAGAUACAAAACUCAUGGCAAAAACUACCCCAAGCUCAAGUCAAUUGUGAAAAAUAUCACAAAAAAAUUCCUGGGUGGUUCUAUGUUCUUAUAG
This is a messenger RNA of Striga hermonthica, 1665 nucleotides long. The record is from the annotation of a GenBank genome assembly. NCBI's taxonomy places the organism in Eukaryota, Viridiplantae, Streptophyta, Magnoliopsida, Lamiales, Orobanchaceae.